Molecule: messenger RNA, 2607 nt
Organism: Calidris pugnax (ruff)
Lineage: Eukaryota; Metazoa; Chordata; Aves; Charadriiformes; Scolopacidae
Gene: NSUN7
Product: NOP2/Sun RNA methyltransferase family member 7
Exons: 12
Coding region: 323-2458 (711 amino acids)
Molecular function (GO): methyltransferase activity
Source: RefSeq, a predicted model, not a curated record
UUUAGCAGACAAGCAUGUGGAAUUCACUGCAGCCCUUUUCAAGAUGGUUCUUCUUUGGAAGAGACAAUGUCUGCUUUGAAAUUUCUGUAGUGUCUUUUUAUUAAAGGAGAAUUUCUAGUAAGAGAUACCAUUCGGUCUGCAAUAAUAAUGCCUCCUACUAGACAAACAGAAGCAAAUCUCUGCGUAUAGUCUGCUAAGGAUCAUUUAUUGUAGAGCACUGGCCUCUUUGAAACAAGUAAGGGGUCUUUGUAUCUGCAUUAGUGAAAAUAAAUAAGAGGCAGCAGGAGUGUGACUCGCACUUACACAAUCAGCAGCUGGAAAAAUGCCAGGUUCCAAAAGUAACUUGGUGUCUUUACAUGAGGGUGUUACAAAUGAUACUUCAUAUUUGAGAGAAAAGAAAAUUUCGGAUGAAAAAGGAUCUGUUGAGAAAAGAACAAUGACUCUGAUUGAGAAGAAUGGCUAUCACGACUCCGUAUACAUCAACGCAGCUAAGAUUUUUCAAGGCAUUCAUACUAAAAAGCUUAAGGAUAGAAUAUUGGUGCGCUAUGGCGAUGACUCAGUAUCUCCCAUGCUGACUGUUAAAAAUCAGUCUUUCCUGCGUAUAUCUUAUGAACUGGCUUUCAAUGCUCUAAAGUAUCAAGAUCUUCUUGAAGAAGUAUUGUUAGAUAGUUGUGUUUACCCCUGCCACUCAAUACCAGAGGAAUUAACCAGUUUGCUUGUUGUGAUGCUUUAUGACCUACAAGAGCGAAAGUUUCAAGCACGAGAGAUUUUUGAUGAAGAGGAACCUGUAGCAGAAGUUCGGAAAAUAGAGCAUUAUCUAUACAGUUUUAAGACCAAGUUGGCAGCUGCACUAGCAAGAUGUCGCAUCAAACAUGAUGCUCUUUCAAUUGAAUACACUCUACCAGAAGCCAUACAGAAGCAGGUACAAAGGGCUUCUGCUUUACCUUUAUGUGUUUGGAUAAACACAUUUAAAAUCAGCCUUCAAGAUGUUUUUGGAGAUUUGAAGAAGAAGGGAUUCACAAGAGUUGAGUCUGUGUCAGACUUCAACCGUUACACGUACUGUAUGGACCAACACUGCAAUGAUGUACUGCUUUUCCCUUCCUUUCUUAAAGAAGAACUCCUUAAUUUAGACCUUUUUGCAGAUUGUAAGCUCUUACUGCAGGAUAAGUCCCGCAGCCUUGCGGUGCACUCUGCACGGGCCCUGCUGAACGUGGGUGAUGACGUUAUAGUGGCUCAGGCAGGUUCCCAUCUGACCAUUGCCCAUAUGUCAGCGCUGACCAUUCACAGCACGACCAGAAUUUUUGUUUGCGGGGUAAAAUCUUCAGGAAAAGCAGCUGAACUGAAGAACUUGUUCGGUCAGAUGGGAUGUAAAAAUAUUCAGUUGAUAGACGAAGACUUCACUGAGAUUGAACCAACAGACUCAAGACUUCAAAAUGCAAAAGUUGUUUUGCUGCUACCAGAGUGCUCUGGGCUGGGUGUUGGCAACCCAGUAGACUUCAUUGUAAAUGAACAAGGAGAUGCAGGAUUGCUAAGAGACGUUUUCCAAGGAUCUGUAUCCCAGGAUAAGCUCAAUGCUCUGGCUGAGCGGCAGCUUCGUGACCUGAUGCACGCCAUGAAAUUUACCAAGGUACAAGCUAUUGUUUACUGCACUUGUUCGGUUUACCCAGAAGAAAAUGAACUAGUAGUGAAAAAAGCACUGGAAUCUAGAGUGGAAGGAAAUAAACUACAACCGUACAGGCUUAUUCCUCCUGUUUUUUCUGCUUGCUCCAAUCCAGAGGCUUCCACUGAAACCUUUUUCAAAAUGGAGCCAUCAGAAACUUCCAGUGGCUGCUUUCUAGCUGUUCUGGAGAGAGAGAAAGGUUCUUCUGACAAUGUGUCUGCUAAAGACAUCUUGGCUCGUGCUGCAUCAAAAGGACUGCUAGGAGACCUUCUUGUAGAAGAAUCCAAGGAAGAGGAGAAAAAGCAACCAAAAGUCACACAAUGUAGCAGUGACAUCACUGCUGGUGGUACGAAGCCGAAGACUGCAGAGCACCGUCAGGCCGUACCCAACACUAAGGCUGGAGUUCCCCUGCCUAAGGCAGUCAGUAACGUGCAGCAGAAGACCGUGAACCUCUCAAAGAGCCUUCCUUGGCUGAAGAAGCCUCACAAGCUGGUCCCCACCUCAGCUGUGCCCCGGGUGUGGAAGCGCAGGGCUGGCCCGGGCUCUGCGGGCAGGGCGCGUGGGGGACAGGCGCAGGUGGAACGCAGGAGGCUUGCCUUGAAGACUGUGGACAUCAUCUUACCUCCAGUGACACCAACAUACGUAAGUCAGCAAGGGAACCAGCCCAGGACCUCAGCUCAGCCCUGCUGUGCUGGAGCAAAGGGGUGGGGUGGCCGGGGACCUCCCCAGCCUCCGGGUGGGAGGACACUUGCACCACCUCUGACUACAGUGGUCGAGCAUCCUCGGCCCUGGCUGUAAGGCUCUGCACACUGUCCUCUGCCUUUAUAGAAAGGGUAAAGAUUCCUGUCUAUAUUCAUCACUACACUUAGGUUACACUGCAUUUUAUACGGGAUAAUCUCGCUGUGGGAAGUAGAUAUAUUACGGGAUAUUUGCAUGGGAAUAUCCAU